Messenger RNA from Paramecium sonneborni, 608 nucleotides. NCBI's taxonomy places the organism in Eukaryota, Ciliophora, Oligohymenophorea, Peniculida, Parameciidae. The record is from the annotation of a GenBank genome assembly.
AUGAUUAAUAUACAUAAUCUCUCAAAUAUUCAAGAUGAACUCUAUCAACUCUAUACUUGGGUUGAUGCUGUUCCAUUUUCAAGACCAAAAAAAAAUAUUGCUACUGAUUUUGCAGAUGGAAUUUUAAUGGCAGAAGUUGUUCAUCAUUAUCUACCAAAACAAGUCGAUUUAUAGAAUUAUUCUUAAGCCAAUUCUUUUUAAUCUAAAUUAUCAAAUUGGAAUACUCUUAAUACAAAAGUAAUAACUACUCAUUCCAUUUAGAAUAGGUCUUUUAGAACCUAGGUUUUCAAUUGACAUAAAAUGAUAUUCAAUAAGUUAUCUCUGCACAAACCGGUGCUAUUGAACGAGUUUUAAAGAUCAUAAAAGAAAAGAUUAUUAAUUAUUAAGAUAAUCAAACUGUAGAACCAUUAAAAUCAUCUGCCACCAACACUUCUAUUAAUAAUAAUCAAUCCACAAUAUAAGAUUUAGAACAAAAAAUAGAAGAUUAAAAAGAUAUCAUAGCCAUUUUAGAACUUAAAAUUAACAAACUUUAGGACUUAAUUAAACUAAAAGAUGAUAAAAUAUAGACAUUUUCAUCAAAACUUUAGCAAUUAGGUGUCAGGUUUUGA